Messenger RNA from Staurois parvus, 486 nucleotides. The record is from the annotation of a GenBank genome assembly. Lineage: Eukaryota; Metazoa; Chordata; Amphibia; Anura; Ranidae.
AAGUGUCCGGACUGGAAGGGGGGAAAAGUGUCUGGACUGGAAGGGGGGAAAAGUGUCUGGAGUGGAAGGGGGGGAAAGUGUCCGGAGUGGAAGGGGGUGAAAACUGGAAGGGGGAAAGUCCGGAGUGGAAGGGGGGAAAGUGUCCGGAACUGGAAGGGGGGGAAAGUGUCCGGAGUGGAAGGGGGUGAAAGUGUCCGGAGGGUGGAAAGUGUCCGGGGGAAGGGGGGAAAGUGCCCGGAGUGGAAGGGGGUGAAAGUGUCCGGACUGGAAGGGGGGAAAGUGUCCGGACUGGAAGGGGGUGAAAGUGUCCGGACUGGAAGGGGUGAAAGUGUCCGGACUGGAAGGGGGGGAAAGUGUCCAGACUUGAAGUGGGAGGUUCCAGAAGCUGGGAGGCGGGGUUUAGGGUCAUGUGACCGCCGUGAAGCGCCGUUGCCUGGCCGCCAUCUGGUCAUAGGCCGGGUGGCAACUGGUUAAAAAGUCCAAACA